Messenger RNA from Arctia plantaginis, 666 nucleotides. The record is from the annotation of a GenBank genome assembly. Lineage: Eukaryota; Metazoa; Arthropoda; Insecta; Lepidoptera; Erebidae.
AUGUCAGAAAAAGAAAAUUCUGAUUCCUCGACUUCUGAGUCAGAAGUUAGUGCUUGUAGUUCUAAUUUUAAUCCCAUUAAAGCUCUUUACUCUAAAAAAACAAAAGUUCCUGUAGAAAAUGCCCCAAUGUAUGAAAAUGUCAGUCAUUAUGAGUCGGCACAGAAAAUGAAAGAUGUGCAGGUAAUUCCUGCUGGACAGAAAGAAUUAGUUAGGAAGAGAGAAGAAGCGAAAGAGAAGAAGAAGCAAGAACUAGAGAAACAAUUAUUAGAAAAGAAUAAGCAAAGAUUCGCAAAGUAUCAAGUUUCCAUGCCCACAAAACAGCCAUGGAAGACGAAAAACGUUCUCACACGCAUGGAGAAAAUGGAGGGACCCCUCGCAGUGCUGAAAGAGUGCGUCGACAAGAGAUUGAGAGUCAAGCUUUACAGCUUUAACCGAAUUAAGAAUCCCGCAUAUAACUCAUCCGUGUUUAAUCUGGCCGUAAAUACGCUCCGUAAAUACCACAGUAAACUAACAAUAAGCGCGAAUAGAAAUUUCCAGAAGUGUAAAGCUAUAUUACGUUUUGCUGACUCACUAGCAGCUAGGAAGAGCCUUCAGCGCGUGCGUCCGGUGUCGCCGUCUGCGCAGCUAUAUCUGGAUGGUGAUGGUUCUGUACUGAAUGCACUGUGA